Molecule: messenger RNA, 3040 nt
Organism: Lutzomyia longipalpis
Lineage: Eukaryota; Metazoa; Arthropoda; Insecta; Diptera; Psychodidae
Product: zinc finger protein 271-like
Exons: 3
Coding region: 80-2293 (737 amino acids)
Biological process (GO): regulation of transcription by RNA polymerase II
Cellular component (GO): nucleus
Molecular function (GO): RNA polymerase II cis-regulatory region sequence-specific DNA binding; DNA-binding transcription activator activity, RNA polymerase II-specific
Source: RefSeq, a predicted model, not a curated record
GUUUCGUGGACCGCUAGAACUAGAUCAGACGAAACUUGUAAACAAGAAGUUUGAUUAUUUUGUAUUUUGUGCAUAAAAUAUGCAAUCAAACAGUGAGACAAGUGAUUUUGCCGGAGUAGAUUUUGCUGGAAUUAGAGCCCUUGAUCCUGGGGGGCUGUACCAGGUGAUAAAUAUCCGGAAUCAAGAAUUUAUUGACCAUACUUUUCUUGGGCAUGUGGAAAUCCAGGAGACUUCCCUCGAUGUGUGCCCACCGGGUGGAGUGAGAGUUCCGCAUUUGGGAACAAAUCUCCUGCAUCAGUCGAAUGUAAUUGUGGAUCCGGGGAAGAUUACAACGUACGUCCAGAAUUUGUCAGUGAAGCCUAAUCUGGAGAAUGGGACGAAUGUUAUUGUGGAUCAGAGGAAGGAUAAGCAAUUGGCCACAUUGACACCCAUUGGGAGUAGCUGGGUUGGAGAGACCAGGAGCUCCGGGAAGAUUAUUCAGGCAACAAAUCCGGGGCAGUAUAGUUUGGUUGAAUGCCCAGAUUUGUCUCCAAUAGUGAUGGUUCCAGGAGAAAAGUCAAAAAGCAUCAUUCAGGAUCCCUCGGAGGGGAAAGGAAUUCCGGAAACUUGUGCAGCUGAGGGAGGAAAGGCAAAAAAUGAGCUUCCACACAAGAAAAGGCUUCCAAGGAAGAAGGAAAAUAUGAAAAAUUCAAAGAAAUCCAAUCCUCCGACAUCUGAUCUUGCCCAGGAUGUGAUUGAGUCUAAUCCUGGUGGGAUAGUCUUCACGUGUCAGCUCUGUGGUGCCAAGUUUGGGGAACAAUUUAAAUUCUACACGCAUCUCAAGAUUCACUACGAAGAAAAGCCAAAAUUUAGACAUAUAGCUAUCCAGGCUGGAGAAGAUCUUCCCACAACUGAAGGGAAUGACUUGAAAAUUAAAGAGCCAGAAGUAAUUUCAAGAAUUCAAAAAGUGGAGAAAGAAUCAGCUCUUGCAGCAGUGGAAAAGGAGGAAUUUAGUGAGUCAGAGGAUAUGCUUGAGGGUAUCCGGAAUGUUGUGGAUAAAGUGCAAGAGCAAUCCGGGGAGGAUGAUACACAAACAGAUCACGGAUUGGAUAUCUAUGAGAAGGAAUGGUACUCCCAGGAUUCUCUAAAUGUUCCCGAUGGGCUGGAGCAUCACGAAGCCAAUUUACAGGCUGUUCCGGAUAAUUUUGUCCUCUACAUCAAUAAGACGGACCUUGAGAAAAUCAAUACGGACAAUUCGAUUUUUCCCGCACAAAUCAGUGAUGGGAUAAGCGAGAAAGCUUCAACGGAUGUUGUUCCAGCCACCAAGGAAAAUCCUGUGGAGGAAUCGAAGAGAAAACCAGAAGAAGAGGAAGAAGGAGUUCAUAAAACCCGAAGUGGGCGGAAGACAAGACAAACCACGGCUAAAAUACUCCAGGAGACACAAAUGAGGAUAAAUCUGGGAAAGAGGAAGAAGAUAAAGGUACCGAAGGCCGUGAAGGAGGUGAAGACAAUCGUGGGGAAGGAGGGGAAGAAGCGGACACACAAGAAAAUGUCCAAAUGCGAAGUUUGCGGGAAGGAAUUGAACUCCCGGAAUGCCCUAAAGUAUCAUCUGCUGUCGCACACAGGACAACGCCCGCAUCAGUGUGAAGUGUGCGGGAAGGCAUUCUACUCCAGUAGUGCCCUCAAGGUGCACAAGAGGCUCCACUCGGGCGCACGACCCUACGCAUGCAAGCACUGCAGCCAUAAAUUCCGCCAAUGGGGCGAUCUGAAGUAUCACAUCGCCUCGAAGCAUUCAGACGAGAAGAAUCAUCAAUGUGAGUUCUGUGGGAAGGACUUUGCACGCAGGUACUCCCUCGUAAUUCACCGGCGUAUCCACACGGGUGAGAAGAACUAUGCCUGUGACUACUGCUCAAAGACCUUCCGCGCGAGUUCCUACCUGCAGAACCACAGACGCAUCCACACAGGUGAGAAGCCACAUCCCUGCACGGUUUGCAGCAAAAAGUUCCGCGUGAAGGGUGACAUGAAGCGUCACAUGAAGAUUCAUUGCCCCAAAAAUGAUCCCAGCAAAGAAAAAGUUCUCAAGAAGAAGCGGAAGAAGAAGGAAUCUGAAAGUGCAGAGCAUCAGGACACAGCCAAUCCGCAACAGCAGCAGCAAGUUCUCAAUAGCAUAAUCAAAGUAGAAAUGAGCAGCAAUGUCGUUUCGUAUGAGGUGCGCAACACCGAGAAUCCUCCUCCAGUUCAGGAAGAUUGCAAAGAUCAAACGUCCAGCCAGACGUAUGCGAGUGUUUGGCCAGUCAGCUCAUUCACAACGUGAAGGAAGCUCUCGAGUCUCGAUUUGUGAAAUUUUGUGAUAUUUUAAUUUAAUAAGUCAUCUUUCCCCAUUAAUUGAAUCUUCAGGAAAAUCAUUGCUCAUCUGAGAAUUUCAUGCAGGUAUGUAACAUAUUUUGGGGAAAAUUGGGUACAAAGAAUCUCACUGAUUCUCAAAGAAAUUAAAAGAAAAUGAAUUCUUUGAGAAAAUUUCUUUUCUUUUGAUUUUUUCUGUUGAAUUUUCAUGACAAAUGAGAUUUUUUGAGCAUCUAACCCCAGUCUACCUUAAUUAAAUAAUAGAAGUGAUGAAAAAACUAUUUAAAUAAUUUUCAAAAUUAAAUGCAAAUUCGGAGAGAAUUAGAAAAGAAAUUUAAGCUUUAAGAGGACCAAGAAUUUGGACAAUAGAAAUUAAAUAAAAAUCGUUAAAAUUAAUUAGAAUUAAAAUUUUAAUGAAUUUAUAUUAAUUUUAGGAUUAUUUUGAACAUUUUGAAGUUGAUUAAUAUUAAUUUAGUAAAGGAGGAAUGCGUGACCAUUUUUGUAAUAAUUGUGAUAUAAGAACAAAAAUUUGUUUGAUUUACUUAAGUUUAAAGAAAAAUGAUUGAAUUAAUUUUUUGAUCAGGAAAAAGAUUUAAAAAAAAACACUUUUGGUAUAAAAUAUUUCAAAGCAUUUCAAGCAAAUAUUUAAAAAAAAAGAAAAUUGAUUUUGUUUAGGAAAAUCGUUAAAUUGAGGCAUAAAAAGUAAUUUUAUAAAAAU